Protobothrops mucrosquamatus (brown spotted pit viper) is the source of this 972-nucleotide messenger RNA. Its product is annotated as protein ANTAGONIST OF LIKE HETEROCHROMATIN PROTEIN 1-like. The coding region runs from base 1 to 972 and encodes 323 amino acids. The transcript has a single exon. NCBI's taxonomy places the organism in Eukaryota, Metazoa, Chordata, Lepidosauria, Squamata, Viperidae. The record is from RefSeq and is a predicted model, not a curated record.
AUGCGCAAGGCGACCUUCUUGGACCUCUGCGCCCGGCUGUCCCCGGCCUUGCAGCGCCAGAAGACCCGGAUGCGGGUCCCGCUGAGUGUGGAGAAGCGGGUGGCCAUCGCCAUCUGGAAGCUGGCCACCUCCGUCUGUUACCGCGACGUAGGCAACCAGUUCGGCGUAGGCAGGUCCACCGCCGGCUCGGUGGUGCUGGAGGUCUGCCGGGCCAUUCAGAGGGUGUUGAUGCGUUCCACGGUAAACGUGGGGAACAGUUUGGCGGACACCAUCGGGGGCUUUGAGGCCAGGGGGUUCGCCAACUGUAUGGGCGUGGUGGGCACCACGCACAUGCCCAUCUUGUGUCCUCCUCACCAGGCGUCGGAGUACGUCAACACCAAGGGCUACUACUCCAUGGCCUUGCAAGCUUUGGUGGACCAUCAAGGGAAGUUCACCCAUCUGAGCGCGGGGUGGCCUGGCAAGACUCACGAAGCCAAGAUCUUCAACAAGUCCACCUUGUUCACCAAAGGGCAGGAAGGGACCCUCUUCCCUCCCGCUCCCGUGGAGAUCAACGGCGUAUCGGUCCCUCGCGUCAUCCUUGGAGGGCCGGCCUACCCUCUCCUUCCAUGGUUGAUGGUGCCCUACACCGAAGAUCUGGAUGAGGUCAAGGAGUCCUUCAACGCCACGCUGAGCCGAUGCCAGGAGCCCUUGGAAGAAGCCUUCAGCCGUCUGAAGGGCCGGUGGCGCUGCCUGACCGGGCGCAACGACUGCGCGGUGGAGAAUCUUCCCCGCCUCAUCUCGGCCUGUUGCGUCCUGCACAACAUCUGUGAGGAGAAAGGGGAGGCCUACGAGGAGAAGUGGGAAGCUGAGGCCAAGCAUCUGGCCGCCACGUUCGAACAGCCCCUGCAACGCCCCGAUACGCGCAUUAAACCCGCCGCUCGGUCCGAAAAGGUCCGGGAUGCUCUCUGCGCGUACAUCGCCAGCAAGAUAUGA